This is a messenger RNA of Pomacea canaliculata, 11809 nucleotides long. Its product is annotated as putative zinc metalloproteinase YIL108W. The record is from RefSeq and is a predicted model, not a curated record. Bases 186 to 2084 code for a protein of 632 amino acids. Lineage: Eukaryota; Metazoa; Mollusca; Gastropoda; Architaenioglossa; Ampullariidae. The transcript is spliced from 9 exons.
UCUUCUGGCAGUGAAAUCAGUUUCGGCAGCCGAAGUUGCCGAGCUCUGCAUUUGGUCAGCUGUGAUUGUGAUUUGAGCGUGCGAGUUAACGAAAAGGACUGAAAUGUUGAAUACAGCGGCAAUGGAGCUCUGUUGAUGAUGGCCGAGGGUUGGCGGGCGCAGCACUGGCUGAGGGCUGUGGUAGGAUGAAAGUCCACGUGUACAACGUGGCAGAUGGCGAGACCUUGCCCUACUCCCUGCCACUUGUCAUCGGGGACGUGGAAUGCCUGCACGAGGACAGCACCAUCCGCGUCUGGCUGUCGCACGACCCGCAGGCGGUGCUGCAGUGGCCGGUGGUGGCCGGCUGCUUCAAGAUCCUCGUGCAGCUGCGUCCCGGCCAGAACGUGGUCAACAUCCGCCACGACAACGACGUCCUGCAGCUGCACCUGACGUACGAGCGCCCGCCCCUGGCGCACUUUGUGCGGCCUGUCUACAUCGUCUGCGCCGACGACGACGGCUACUUCCAGGGCCCCGAGGAUAUGGACUGCUCCCCCGAGAGCGCCAUGCGCCGCAUCGUGCUUGGCGCGCAGCUGAUUCAGAGCUUCACCGCCGAGAAGAUGGUGGAGCACGGCUUCGGCCGCCUGACUUUCCAACUAGAGACGGGGCAAGAUGGCGCCCGCCCCGUCUGCCACUUGUUCCGGACUAAGCUGACAUUGGAACAAGCGUAUGCCAUGUCAGGGUACGACCUGUGGAACCACUUCGCCAAAGAGCUGAUGACAUCGAACUUUCCCAGCAGGUCAAAGUGCAAGUGGUACUGCUUUAUGUCUUUCACGCGCUACCAGCCACCGCCGGAAGAGGAGAUACCCAAAACGCACAGUGAGAUUCUUAAAUACACCAAAGGGCACACUGCUUUGGGGGGAGGUGGCUUGGCAUUAUUUGGAACGGGUAAUUUGCAUACAUGGGCUCCGAGCCUGGACACUCUUCAUGCACACCUCACUGACCGUAGAAAGAUUGACCGCCGGCGGUUCAUGGAUGACAGUGCAUACCGGGAGUAUUACUGGGCCAAUUAUGCCACUGGCCUGGGUGCUUCCCUGCAUGAAUUGGGCCACACCUUUGACCUGGCCCACACAGCCACAGGCAUCAUGGCUCGGGGCUUUGACGAUCUCCACAAAGUGUUCACUAUCCAACGCUUACGGGGCAGCCGCUGUAGCAGUGUGGAACGACAGCGGUACUCAUCCUGCAGCAGCAGCAGCAACAUCUCCCGCACGCCGUCGAUGAGCAGCUUGGAUGAUGGUGGCCCCAAUGGUGGCAGCAGUGUAAAUAGUGGAGGAGUCAGUCUCGACAUACAGCUACGUAGAUACAAAGACAUAUGCUAUGGAAGUCCUUUCAAACGGGUAAUGCAGGUGUCAAGAUCUAGCAGUAGUGAACAGGUGUACAUUCCCCCAGCACCACUGGUUGUGAAGGUAGAAAAUGCUUUCAAACCUGUCCGAUCCCCAUCUUUGCUUACUUUCUCAGUGAAGAACUAUGAUGGAAGUGAGACACAUCGUACAAUUACUCAAGAUCCCCAAGGGGAGCUAAUAACAGAACUUACUGUCGGCCCAGAUGGAACACUGCUUGGAAGUAUUCCUAAAGAGCGACGUCCCAGCUCCAUCUCCAAUAGCUCUGCCUCCAGCCUGUCCCCUUCCAGCUCCACACCUUCUACCCUUCCUAAUUCACCAGAGGAUGCGCCAGGUCAACCUCUACCUAGUGUUCACUUCCUUGACGCCGGGGCUCACUGGGCUCGAUCUUCGGCAGUAGUUCUACGCUACCAUCGAUGGCUUAACCUCCCAGAUCCAAAUGAUAAUAAGAAAAAUCCAACUUUGGAAGGGAAUCAUAUCAAAUCUCCUAAUGGUCUUCGCAUUAUUGAGUUGCGGCAUGAAGCUGAAGGUCUUGUCUUCCAUCACUGGGAAUUCCUAAGUGACACUCCACCCACCAAGUUCACACUUAAGCGGUCCAGGAUCAAAAACCUUCCAGAAAACUGCUCAUCCAUUGUCCUUUUGGCAGAAGACAGCUAUGGCAACAUCAUGAAGAAAAAGCUCAGUGUAGAUAAGCUAGAGCUGUGGUAGCUGCAAGAGUACAGAAGAAAGCACAUAUGGUAAACAGCCUUUUCGCAAACUUUUUGUUGACAGACAGUCUGGAAAUCUUUGGAAAUAUUGCCUUUUUAACUGGAAUUUUAUUUAGAAGAAAUUCAACUUGGAAAUGUAAAAUUUUGACUUUAAGGUAUUUUAAUACCUUAGUGAUCUACAAGGAAGAUAAAUUUCAUUGACUGAUUGUGAAGAAAAUUUCUGAAGGCAAAGGUUUGCCCAACAAAAAUUUUGGUGUUUACUAAGAGAAACUGUUAUCAACAUGUUUUGACUGCUAACAACAAUUUAUCAUGUGCAUGAUUAUGAUGAUGUUAAUAUUUGUGCAGCAACAAAGUGGUAUCUAACUGGAUAAAGCUUCAUUGUGGUCAAUAUUAUUUUUUACUAAAUUAAGAAAAUGUCCUAAUUUGACUUAGAAGUAUGGUAGUACUUUUUUCUUUAAGCUGGGUUAAACAUUGUUACCCUGUUUGAUUAUUGUUGUUCAUCUUAACCAAACAUCAUUUCAUUUUUCUCUUAAUUGUUCAGGCUUAAUACAUGUAUUUAGAAUACUGCAGCAUAAUUAUGUGAUGUGACAUUGUGAAUGUUAUCAGUUACUUAGUUUUGGUCCUCAUAAUCUUCAUAGCCUAGUGGUUAGAUUGCUCGACCGGAGGAGAAGGUUGCUGAUUUGAGGGCUGCUUGCGCCUGUGGGUGCAGAACUUGCCAAGCCUGCCCAGCAGCUAUGCAGCAGAAAUGAGUACCUGAUUGUAUCAGGAAAGGUAGAAUCCUUGACAUAGUAUUCACGGUCUCUAUAGCCACAAGAUUAUGGGACACGUUAUCUCUUAAAAUCAAAUCAUAACACUGUUACACCAAAUGAUUGCGUCAUCUCAUACAGUUAGUGUUUUUCCAAGAUAAGACUUCAUAUAAAAGCAAAUUAUUUUGCAGAAACAGCAAAAAUAAAAUAUGAAGUCUAUUGUCAGGAUAGAUACCAUUAUUUCUCCUAACAUUUACAAGGGACAGUUAUAUUUUUUGCAGUUUACCUUUUUAAAUACAGCCAUGAUAUAAAUCUGGCAACAAUUUGUGUGCAAAUAUUUUCCUAUUAUAUACCAAAAUGUAUUUUCUAUUGGUAAUUUACCAAGUAUUCUAGAAAUUUUAUUUGGGUGACUUACGAGGAGUUUGAAUAUAGGUUAUAGAAGUAGAUCAAAUAUUUAAAAUAAUGUACAAAUGCAGGCGUAGUCUGGGACUGCUGUCUACAUUUGUUAUGAACUUAUUUAACAGUCUUCUGCGCAAUUACCUCGACUUCUACCAAAUAAGAAGAGCACUUUUCUACCCAAUAGUUCAGAUUCUGCGUAGCAUGCAACACAUUUAAAUAAGCAAGCUGCUUUAAUUGCUGCUGCUGACAACAAUGGCAGAGACUUUGUAGCUGCUGCCCUCUAGUGGCUUGUUUGUUUUGUGUCACUUUUAAUUUUUCUGGAUAGAUUUUGAUUGUAAUUCUAAUCUGAUUUAACUGACAGGAGAUCUUCAUGUAUUAAAAAAAAUCCUGUAAUUUAUACUGCAGUCUGGCUGUUGUUCGGAAUUGGAGUUUAAGCCACAUUUUAUUUGAUCACUUAUUUAUGAUGAGGUCUGUGACACAUUUAUAUAUAUAUAUCAGUAUGACCUUUUGACGUCGGUGUCUUCGUGCAUGUUUUUAGCAAUGGCUUCGUGAUUGCCAGUAGUUUUCUCCCUUUUUGUGGGCAGCUAGAUAAAAAGACUAAAUGUGUUGUGCUUUUCAUACCUGAUGCAUUAAUGAAAACAACAGAGAAUCUUUUGUCGACCUCUUCAUGAAGUGUUUAUUGCCUGCAAUGCUGGAUGAUGUCAUGUUUUGUGAGCACAGUGUGACCUUUCUUUGUCAUCUGUGAACUUACCUGUGGGAGGGUCUCUAGCCUGGUGUUUGAGGAACUUGUUCAGAGCAGAUGGUCGCUGGUUAGAGCCCCAGUAGGACCUGCAGGUGGAGAACCUGAAGGAGAAGGGUUAGACCACCUUUCAAAUGCAUUUCUCUGGACAGGGUGAGCCACUCAGAUUUACUGCCCCUCAUAACAGUAGCUAUGAGACCCUCUACCCUUCAUCUUCAUUUUUAACUUAUGUGGCAUAGCACAGUGCUAACGGUAUGAUAUGAUGUAUGCUGUUACCUGAUAUAAUUUAUCUCUGGAAGAUUUUCACUGCCAUGUUUCUUGCAAGUAUCAGCCUGUAUGUAUUCAUCUUGGCAUUUUAAGAAGAGCUCAUUAUCACAAAAAGUAGUCUUUUUUACUUUUAAGAAAGUAUGUAUAAGUAUGUAUGCAGCACUGUGUCAAUAGUAGGAUGCUUUGUGACCUGCUGUAGCAUGGUAGCCAGGAUGCAUGUUGCUGUCUGCCUGUAUUCUCUCAGUUUGGUUACAGUCUUACAACAUGAAAAUAAGAGAAGAAGAAAAUUCUAAAAGUAAGGCCAGUGAAAAGAUGAACACAUGCUUGCAUCCUCUGUGUGUGUGUUUUUUUAAAGAAGAGUAGGAUAAAAAAAAACUGCUUGGAAAAUUGCUACUUACAAAGGAAAGAUCAAACAUAAUACUUACAUUUUAUCACAUACAAAGAUGGCAUCCUGUUCUUGUCUGAUGCUUGUAAUUUGUCUUCAUAGUUCUCAAUACAUACAUUGCAUGACAUGCUGGCAGGGCAGAGCAUGUUUCUGCAUUACUGAGUACAUGUUUAGACUAGUUAGAAAUGCCAGAGGAACUUGUGUGUUCUGAUGUGGAAUAUUUCAUUUCAUUAUUUGAAUGCUGUGUUAGUUAAUUCAUCAGCUUUUUACAAUAUAUAUAUAAACGUGAUGGAUGAGCAGUGAAGUAAACACUAGUUUAUUUCGUAAUUAGUCCCAGUUGAAAUAAUACCUAAUCAUCUGGUCAUCUAGCUUUUACAUUCCUUCCUUUGUGUUGCUGUUUUUAUGCUGCUUGUUGCAGCUGAAUUGAAAUGCUUUUACUUCUUUUUCUUGGUUACGUCAAGAGUUUCACACCAUUUUGUGAGGCUGCAGUGAAAAUGGAUUUGGUCUACUAUUUAUGUUUUUUCCAACGUUUUUUAUCUGUGUUAGAAGCGGGUAGUCACUUUUGCAAGUCAUAUUGUUUUUUGAAUAGGAGCCACCAUUUCUUGCUACAUCUGUGUAGCUAGGAUGGGGAGGGGACUGUUUUAUAGACAAUAUUGCUGGAGUCCAUAUUUUGUUUUUGGUAGCUUGAAAAAUAGAGCCAUAUACUAUCUUCAUUGUAAUCAGUCGUGUGAAGCAUAAGUAAUUGCUUUUCAUUAAUUUUUAGAUGGUUUUUAACAUUAAGCAAAUAUGUAUAUAUGAUAAGUUGUUUGAUAUUCAUGGCUUAUUUAUUGACAUUUGCUUGGUUGCUGUCUGACUAAUAGUUGAUUAUGCAAAGUAUUUUUUCCAUGGUUUUAUAAUGCUUGUUGUUCACAGCAAUAUACUAAGUAAUGUUGAUAUCAUCUUAUAAAAGUAGGCUGACGCAGGUUUACCGAGCUUGCUUUAAGUGUACAUUCUUUAGCAGCUUUUAGCAGGAGAAACCACAUUUCAAGAUCUGAUAUUUUCUAAAUGUGUGUUCAUACUUCAGUUAAUUAACACCAGCUAGGUGCUUAACAGUGUCACAGGCAUUCAUGUUUAUGAGAAGAGUAUUUGAAAGAAAAUAUUGUAUACUUUAAAUGACUGAUGGAGCAUGGUCAGUUUUAGACAAGAUUAUAUUAACGGUGGAUGUAUGCACAAGUCUGGCUGCAUCAUAUGCCAGUGGUUAUUGCACUCAGAUACUGCAACAAACAUCAUUAUUUACUUCACUUAAGCUGCCUAUGAAGCCAGUGUUCAAAUAUAUCAGGUCAGAUGCAAACGCAAGACUCCUUUGUGUAACAAUAGCCAUUGUUUAACUUUGCUUAAAAACUGUACAGUAGGGUGUAGCGUCAGCCAAUCAGCUGUAACGGAUCAACAGGCACAUUUGUAGUUUUGUACAGCCAGCUAUGCUGAGUUCAAAAAUGUAAAACAAAGAAAUCUGCAAUGAGCAGAACACCUUUUUUCUGCCCCAAAAACAAGGAAAAGUCAUGCUUUUUUAACUAAAUGUUUCCUUUUUUUGUCAAAAUUUCUAUAUUUAAUAACUGAAAGAAAAGAUUAGUUUCUGAUAACACUUGCACUGUCAGACAAUAAUUAUAAACAGGACAGGCACUUGCAUCCAUCCCAUAAACUGAUUGUGAUACCUCACUCACUUGUCCUGACACAGCGUUCGACUCCCUGAGAGUGGCAAGGUAUCUGACCGAUGAAGGGAUGAGUGACAAGCUGCUGGAGUUCUUCAUCUGAGAGGUGCUUUGUGAGAGGUCCUUUCAGUGUGAGUUCCUCCAUUGAUGGCAGUAAGUCUUGCAACAAUUGAGAAUUCUCCUUUAGUUUGGGAAGCUGAAAUUGAGACCCACCAGCUUGCUUGGCAAAUGGUUUUUAUUAUGUCCACUUGCUCCCUUUCUAUUGACUUUAUUGUCAUCUCCAAGCAUCAAAAGAAGAACAUUUUCCUGAUGGGCUCAGUUGCUCUGCAGGCCAUGUUUUAUUCCUGCAGGCCGAUGAUAACAAACUGUGUUGCUUAAUUUUGUUGAAGCAAGUGCUUUGGUCCAUCAGUGCAUCUUAUCAAACAGUUGAUGCAGUUUCCAUGAAAUUUCCAGUCUCCUUACUAUGCUUUGAUGCUUGUGCUGCUUCAUACAUUAAUCGUGACAUUUUGAGUUUGACGUUCUUGAAUGGUUGUGACAGUUUUCAGACCGACAGCUGACGUCGCUCACUCCUUGUUACUUUGUGUGACAUCACUUAUUAAUUUCGUGCCUAAUGCGCUGAGCUGAAUGGUAGUACUGUAAUAUCAGGUCAUCAAUAAACAUCUACAACAAAGAAGUAUCCAUUAUUAAGGAAAUAAAAAUCUCUAGGUCAUGCAGAAAAUAGCAAUUUUAAGUACAAAAUAUUUCAAAUAAACAUAGCAUAUCAGCAUUCUGACUGAAGGAAAUUUCUUGUGAUAAUAAGGUGUUCUGCUUAUCACAGAGCAAAAUCUUUUUCAUAUUUGAAAUCAAGAUAGUGAAUACACAAAACCUGAAAUGUGCGUCAAAAUCGCUGACAUCACUACACCCUACUGUACAGUGCUUGGUGUCGGAGGAAAAAACCACAGCUGCAAUGCUCUCUUCAUUCACUAAAACUCCAUUAUGGAAACACAACGGUAAGAAGCAUAAUGUUCAGAUUUCAUUGGCUUGUAAAAGAGAAUGAACUGUUGUCAGUGUUUGGAGUGGUGUUCUGAUCACCCACAGAAAUUUAGAAUGGAACAGUUGAAUGUUCCUGUAGAAAAGGAUAGCAUACAGAUUAAAAAAUAAAGUGUAGUGUCUUUAUAACACCAGACAUUGACAAAAACACUCCCACCACCAUAUUUCCCUGUGUGGGGUGAACAAUCUCUAUUUCGCAUUGAAGCCAGGAGAGUCAUUACUUCAUUUGCAGAUGUGAAAUAGGUUGUAAAUUCAUGGUUGAAAGAAACGAGAUGAACAAUUUUUCUAUUUUUGUGGCUUUGAUGUGUUUGUCGUUGUUUUUCAUCAUCUGCUCUUACUUAAAGAGAAGAUGCAUGUAAAGAUUGUCUCCUGUGAAUGUGCGUCUACGUGUUGUGUGCUGACUCCAGGAUGUCCCCAUUUCCUGCUCCUCCUUUUCACAGUGUUAUUCAAACAGGUCUAUCUUAUCUUGCACCUGCACACUCACACACACAAACAUGAAACCUAUAACAUAACAUACCACCAACAACUGAACAGUUUUGGCAGCAUGAUGAUAUUACUCUGUUUUCCUUUUUUUCAUUUUUCUCCCAUAGCUGAACAUGCAUCUUUCUUGUGAGGCUUCCAUUCCUGGAGUAUGGGAAAGUUUUCCAACUCUGCGUGUAUCAGUUUCUAUCUCAGAUGAUGUGAUGAGUAUUUUAUUGGCAUUAAGUAAUUUUAGGAAGUACUAAAGCGUUAAUGACUUCAAGAAUGUUUUAUAUAUAUAUAUAGUGAUAUAGUUCAUGAGCAAGUAGACAUCAAAAUGAAGAUGAUGAGCAUGUUCUUACUUGUAGAGGUCAGUAUAUUAAUUCAUCCCACUGGUUAAGGUAUGUACACCUGGGGAAAAUUAAUAUAUGUAAAAUUAAGUUAGUAUAUUAAAAUUUUAUAUUUCAAGUAUUUGUUAGAUGCCUUUCUCCGAAGGUUUCUUAAAUCAUCUUAUAACUUACCGGUCUUUUUAUCUUGUUACUUACAACCUGGUUGUCAUCUCUGUUUAUUGAUUCUAGGAUACCAAAUAUUUAUUUUACUGCAGUGAAACAUUUUCUACAAAGCACAAGGUUUCAUUGUGCAAUAUAAUUUAAGGGCUUUAGAAAAACAUGACUCAAAAUUAAAUCUUUGGAGACUUUAUCUGUUUUUCCCUUGACUAUCCUUGGGGAAUUACUUUGUGAUAGCCAUUGUUUUGAUCUCAGAGUUUUGAUCCCUGUUUUUGGUGUUGUGCAUUGUUAUUGAGUGAUAGUAAUAGCUGUUUUGUGAUAGUAUGAGUACAUGUCAGAAGAUUCUAAGGUCUUAAAACGUGAUUUAGUGAAAGACAAAAAGGGACACAUUCAGAAUAAGGGUACCUAAAGAGUAAAUAUUUAGUACAGAUAAAAGGAAAUGUGGCAUCUGUUUUUCUUGGGACAAUAUAAGAAUGCUAUUAGCUUUCUUUACAAAAGUUAAAGGAGAAUGCUACUAGCUUAUAUAUAUAUACACACAAAGGCUGGGUUAUGUACAGCAUGCCUUUGUCUUGCUUCCCACAUUCGCUACAGCCAUCUUGCUUAUUGCUAGAACAGAAGGCCUAGAACCUUGACCCCAUUAUUUGUGGCCUGAAUAUUCUCUCUACACACUGUUGGCUGUUUUAGCAUGUGGGAAAUGUAUUGUCACAUGUCUACAGCCACAAAAUACGAUUAUCUCUCAAAUGUUUUUCUGUAUAUUUGAUGAUGUGUGGGGUUUUGUGACAGUGUCACAUUGUCCUAGUCAUUUCAAAUCUGAGGGUUUUUUGUUUUAUUUUAUUGGAUGGGGGGGGGGGGGGGGGGAUUUUUUUUUCUCGCAUAAGUGAGUGACAAGUAUUUGAUGGCUUGCAUAGAAUUAUAAAAUGAUACUGAGUACAUAUCUUCGUUUUUACUUUUUUAAGUUAUGGAUUCUGUGGGCUCAUGUAUAAUCCAUUAUAAACAAGGUGAUUGAAGUCAGUAUGGGUGUGGGCCAUAAUCAAGACGUGUACUAUUAUUUAUGUACAGGUGAUAGUUCUUAUUUUGUCCUUUUUCCCAUUCUCUCCAGUGACAUUUUUCAAUUCUACCUCUAAGCUACAAUGAAUGUCUUUGUCAGAUGGUAUGUGUACAUUAACAUUUCCUUUAGCUGCUAUUAAAUAAGACAAAUUCAUAGAACCCACUGCAGUUUUACACCAAUCUGUGGUAUCCCCUGGUGGGAAUACAAAAUGCAACAAAUAGAAUAUUAAAAUUUAACCACAAUUGAAUUGUUCAGUGUUGUUAUGGAAAUGCCAUUUUUGGGCUAUUGCAAUAAAAUGGCAAUACUUGUAGGUGAAAUCUCAAGUGUCAUUAGAGGUAAACUUCUAAACUGUGCAUGACAAAUUUAUUAGUUCAUUUCCAUGAUUGUCAUAGCUAAUAAAUUUCAUUAUCUAAGGCUUAAUUACUGCAUGAUUUAUUACAAUAAGUAUGAUAAUUAUUAUAACAUCUACAUCUUGAGGCAAUUCUUAGGGGGCUGGGUUCCAAGUAAUAAUAGCUGUGGCAUUUUGUUAGACAUUGAUGUAUUUUGAUAUUUGAAAUACAUGGAGUGUUCCAUCACUAUUCUUUCCCCAUUCAAACAAAGCAAAGACAGAUUUUCAAAACAUAACAUUCUACAGUUAUACCAGUUGAAAGUCAUAAGAACUUGCAAUGGUAGGGGUUUUCCUUGUUAUUUUCCAAGUAUUUUAAACAACAGGACAUGGCUGCAUCAUAUUUGAACCAUGUUAUCUUUGACAGCCAUUGUUGCAGUUGCAUAUUUAUCUAUAGUGCCUAUUUGUACAUAUGGUCUGAGGUUUCAAAUUUAUUUUGAACCUGUGCAACAUUCAACCAAAGUGAAAAAUUGGAUCCCAAGAUGCAUCACUAGCCUGAAAUCUGUGGUACAGGCAGCUUUGAUCAGUUGGAUAUUUUUUUCCUGAAAAUUACCCAUUGCAGUUUAGUCCAUGCUCAGGAGACACCAGGAGUUCAGGCAUUAUUGAAUAGUGGACAAAAAUCAAUGAUUAUUAUUGCAAAGCAGGAUAAAAAAUGAACAUUCAUGCUUCAAAAUAAUAAUUGUAAAAAAAUAUUAUGUACAGAUGUGAAAAGUCUUUAGUAAAGUUAAACCUUCUUCCAUAUUGAAUGUUUGUAAUUUAAAACUGAUGCAUUCUCUUUUUAACUGUUACACUGGUCAGGCUAACAUUUAUAUAAUUUUGUGGAGCUGAGCAAAGGAAACUGUGACAAGCAGUCAAUGAGUCACCUGCUUAGCCUCUCUGCACAUUGUUUCUUGCUACAGGUGCUUUGUCCUUUGUUAUUUUGAGAUGGAGAAGCAGGAUCCAGAGAAGUUCCAAGAAUUGUGUGAGAAGAUGCACAGAUAUGUUUAUUACAAAAUGUCUUUAAAAAUCAGCAGCGGUGUCAGGAUUUUAGAUAAGAAUAAUCCUUAUCCCCUAGACAAGUUUUCUGCUCAAGAAAACUACAAGGUCUAUUUGUGAGGGAAAUUGGGAUAUGUCUGAAUAGCCUGCUAGAAGUUUUGACAUUCCCAUUCUCACUAACCCUGCACAUCUUCCUCCUCCUAGAUAUUUAUGAGCUAUGAACCAGUCCAGCAACAGAACUGAAGACUACUUAGGUGACGAAAUUAGGCAGUCAUGAUGUAUCACAUUCUAAUGCGGCCUGUUGUUCAUUUCCCCCAGACCAGGACUUUAUCAGAGUAAAUUUAUAAGCUUCGUGUUGUAGACUGCAAAAGUUUCAGUGAAUCCUAGAAUUCCGUAGUGCUAGCAUUACCCUUUGAGAAGACCAAUCAUAUAUGCAUGAUUAUAUUUGCUGAACAUUAUACCACCACCAUUUUGUGUGCUAACCAUUUGUGGCUAAACAUGCUGUGGCUGUUACACUGUGUGGACCACUCAGCAUGCUUGAGACGACCAUUUAACAGCAUAUCCCUUAAGAUUCAGAAUUUGUUGCAUUUUGUCUGUUAAACAAGGCGGAGCAAUGCUAAAUUUUUAGAUUCUACGAUAUAGAAUACACAUUUCACUGUGUGUCGGGUAAUAUUUAGACCAAUGUCACAAUUCAGUGUUAGAUAAAACACGAUCAAAUUUUGGUGUUCAUAAGUGUUUACAUCUUUGUCCAUACAUAGUAAAGUGCUUGUAGGCACCACUCAUGUAUAAAAUUUAUGGGGGUUUUAUGUUUGGAGAGGAGAACAACAGCAAUUUGCCCAGGAAUGACGUUUACAUUCUUAUCAGCAGCAUAAGCUUUGCUCAAAAACUAAUUUCACAACCAUUCCCUUUUUUUUUUUUUGACAGGUUUACUAGAAAAAGUUUAUAUACACAGGAUUAUUUUCUGAUGAUUUCUGCUGAAUUAGUUUUUAUCUGUUGAUGCCAUCAGUGUGAACUAUUAUUUAGCAGUCAUGCCCUGUGGACUGUGCUGUUUUUGUAAAGAAAAUGUGACAGCAGAUUGCACAAAUAAAUCUAUUAACUUA